Messenger RNA from Polypterus senegalus (gray bichir), 1863 nucleotides. It is a transcript of the gene pycr3, whose product is annotated as pyrroline-5-carboxylate reductase 3. NCBI's taxonomy places the organism in Eukaryota, Metazoa, Chordata, Cladistia, Polypteriformes, Polypteridae. Bases 172 to 993 code for a protein of 273 amino acids. The record is from RefSeq and is a predicted model, not a curated record. Gene Ontology annotation, biological process: L-proline biosynthetic process. The transcript has 6 exons. Gene Ontology annotation, molecular function: pyrroline-5-carboxylate reductase activity.
GUCAACACUAUGAAAGGAGGCGGGCCGCUCUGCUAACAGAAGUAGACACACGAGUUACUGUUUGCCAAUUCUUAUUAGGUUUUUUUAUUCACAUACGUCAAAAAUACAUUAAUUGGGAUUGAACAGCUUUACAACUGCCAUAGAAUAAGACUUAUUGUAUUGAAGUACACAAUGUCUGUUGAUAUCACCAACCUUAAAGUGGGGUUUAUUGGGGCGGGGAAGAUGGCACAGGGCAUCGCCCGGGGUCUUCUGUCAUCGGGCAAAGUCCAGCCUAAUUCUGUGAUUGUAAGUGCACCUUCUUCUAAAAACCAUGGAUUCUUCCUGGACUUUGGAAUUGCAACAACACAUUCCAAUACUACUGUUGUACAGUCUUCUCACAUUAUAUUCCUGGUAGUGAAACCACAUCUGAUCUCCACAGUUCUUAAUGAAGUCUCUUCAUUAAUCACUUCACAACAAAUCAUCAUUUCAGUAGCUGCAGGAAUCACCAUAGCUAAACUGGAAGAGUUACUUCCACCUAAGUCUGUAGUGCUUCGAUUGAUGCCAAAUUUGCCGUGUGUGGUUCAAGAAGGAGCAUUAUUGUUCUCUCGUGGCACACAUGCAUCAGAGAAGGAAGCAGAACUGCUCAGAUCCUUGCUGUCAUCUUGUGGUCUGGUGGAGGAAGGUCCUGAAUCUUUCAUUGAUAUUCACACUGGACUAAGUGGUAGCGGAAUUGCUUAUGUUUACAUGUUUGCAGAGGCUAUGGCAGAUGGGGCUGUUAAGAUGGGGAUGCCCAGUUCACUCGCCAAUAGGAUUGCUGCACAGACAAUACUGGGUGCAGGGAAGCUGUUACGGGACUCUGGCCAACACCCAGCUCAAUUACGGGCUGAUGUCUGCACACCAGGUGGUACCACCAUCUUUGGUUUACAUGCACUAGAGCGAGGAGGCUUGCGCUCCACAACAAUGGAUGCAGUUGAGGCAGCAACUGAAAGAGCUAGAGAGCUGGGAAGGAAAUAAACGAGGACUAUGCGGAAGCCAUAGGUCCAGUGUCCUGACUGAAAUUCCAAAGAAUACUGCCAAUAACUUAUACCUAGACCACAGUCAGUAGGCACUGUGUUCCUGAAAUUUUGGUCAAAUUCCACAAGCAGAAAUUAGCUGUUCCAAAAUUCAUGUUCUGUUUAACUCUUUGACAGUAUUUAUUUAAUUCCAAAAGAGAAAAAAAAAUGUUAAUUUAAAGGAAAAACAUGUUCCUGUUGACCGGGAAUGUUGCUGGGAAAAUAAAAACAAGUUACAUUGUGCUUAUUCAAGCUGAUUUUCUUACAACAUAAGUUAAAACCCAAUUUCUGAUUAAUAGAUGCCCUUGAAAAGUAUUUUCAGUGUUAUUUUGUCAUUCUAUCCAGUGAAUUUUGAUUUAUUCUUUCAGUUUGAGUGUUUAGAGUAUGCAUUAUGAAGAACUUGUUCUUUGUUAUUGUUCUCCAUAACUUAAAAUUAAAAGUUUCAAAUUAAAUUAGAUUAAAAAUGGUAAAUUAUUGUGGAUCCUAUGUUCUCCAGGGUCUCAAUGAGUUUCCUCCUAGAUAUGCAGGCUAGGUUAAUCGUUAAUUCCAAAGUGGCUCAAUGUGAGAGUCCUGAGAUGGACUGGUGCCCACUCCAGGUUUGGUUUCUUCCUUUUAUCCAAUGCUGGAUUAAGUAGGUUUGAGAAUGUUGUUAUAAAUCACAUGUACAACAUGCAGUAUGUCUAAUUGAUAUAGCAGUGUAUGUUUUUUCUAAUGAAGGUUCACUUAUGAUGUUUACAGCCUAGAGUAUCAAAUUCAACCAAACUAUGAUAGUUAUUAAAGAUAGCAAAACAAUGUUUGGGUAUCGAAUAAAUUAAUUGUAAAAAAUGCCUUA